Messenger RNA from Protopolystoma xenopodis, 696 nucleotides. The record is from the annotation of a GenBank genome assembly. NCBI's taxonomy places the organism in Eukaryota, Metazoa, Platyhelminthes, Monogenea, Polystomatidea, Polystomatidae.
AUGCUGCAUUGUUGGUCCUACUUACCACGCCUCCGACCCACUUUCCUGGGCUUGGUGGCACUUCUUGGCCCUCGGUUUGGCGACUCUGAUUUUCGGCUUGCCAGCUAUUUUUAUGAAGGAUGCCUUUUGCCGGAACUGGGGUUCAAGAGCUCUUCUGCUACUCAUGACCACCGUAAAGAUGCGUUCGACCAUAACACCGGUGGCAAGAAGGUUGCAAGUCAUAUUGGCGUGUGUCCCCGAGUGAGACGAGGCGAAUUCAACGCCUCAAAGACUGAAUCUGAGCCGCCGGCUAUCAUGCUUGCCCGCCUUGGCGACCCUCUUCUUCACGAUGCUAGCGAACUUGCUUCCGCCCUAGCGGCAGUCCUCGUCCGCAGAUGCAUCGUCUCCGUGGGCCGUCAGGCGGCCAACUCACUUCCGACCAUUUCUGACCCUUUUUCCGGUACCAAUGGUUUUUAUUUUGGCCCGGACACCAUCAAGGACUCAUUGAGGCCGAAGGCUGAGGAAUGUGUACCUCUGCAGUUUAUGGCCGAUCUGGAGGAUUUGGAUCCUGAGGCUGACUACCUCCGGCUAAGUGAACAAGUAGCCGGAAAUCGCUGCCCUAAACCUCAGUCAAUGCUCACUCCUACUCCAUCUGUCGACCAUUUGGUUUUAGACCCGAUUAAUGCUUUGUCGGUACAUGAUGUGUCGGUAAGUUGA